AUGCAGCCCUCAAGGCGAGCUGCCUCGCCCGCCGACUCCAACACAUCCGUACUGUCCGGCGCAAAACGGAAAGAACGCGACUUUGACCAUGACGAAGGCGAGGAGACUAACAUUCACGUCGUUGUCCGGUGUCGCGGUCGAAGCGACCGAGAGGUCAAGGAGAACAGCGGCGUCGUCGUGUCGACGAGUGGUGUCAAGGGCACGAAUGUUGAUCUGUCCAUGGGUCCGAAUGCCAUCAGCAACAAGACAUACCAUUUCGAUAAGGUCUUCUCACCAGCAGCGGACCAGACGAUCGUCUUUGAAGACACUGUCGCGCCGAUACUGAGCGAGAUGAUGGCUGGCUUCAACUGUACCAUCUUUGCGUAUGGACAGACUGGCACAGGCAAAACAUACACCAUGACGGGAGACAUGACGGACACAUUAGGUUUGCUAUCUGAUGAAGCCGGCAUCAUUCCUCGAACACUGUACUCGCUGUUCCGACGAUUAGAGGCCGAAGAGAUUGAAUGCUCGGUCAAGUGUUCCUUCAUUGAGCUGUACAACGAAGAAUUACGAGAUCUGCUCUCAGCCGACGACAGCGUCAAGCUCAAGAUUUAUGACGAUGCGAACAAGAAAAGUCACAGCGCGACGAUCGUACAAGGCAUGGAGGAGUCUCAUAUUAAGAGUGCCUCUGCGGGCAUCAAGCUCUUACAGAAGGGCAGCUAUCGGCGACAAGUUGCGGCCACGAAAUGCAACGAUCUCAGCUCUCGAAGCCACACUGUCUUCACCAUUACCACAUACAUCAAGAAAGUCAACGAAGUCGGCGAGGAUUUCAUCUGCUCGGGGAAGCUGAACCUGGUUGAUCUGGCAGGAAGCGAAAAUAUACAGCGCAGCGGUGCGGAAAACAAGCGUGCUGCCGAAGCUGGCCUGAUCAACAAAAGCUUGCUAACACUUGGCCGUGUAAUUAAUGCGCUGGUCGACAAAAGCUCACAUAUUCCAUAUCGAGAAUCGAAGCUCACUCGAUUACUGCAAGACUCGCUUGGUGGUCGGACGAAAACAUGUAUUAUCGCAACUGUUUCGCCUGCGAAAAGCAAUCUGGAAGAGACCAUCUCGACGCUAGACUAUGCUUUCCGAGCCAAGAAUAUCCGAAACAAGCCUCAGAUUAACUCAAUGAUCUCGAAGAAGACCUUGCUGAAGGAGUUCACGGCCGAGAUCGAGAAGCUGAAGAGUGAGCUGAUUGCGACACGGCAACGAAAUGGCGUCUACCUCUCCAAUGAGCAGUACGAGGACAUUACAGUCGAAAGCGAGUCGAGAAGAAUCUUAAGCGAGGAGCAGAAGGCGCGAAUCGAAACGAUGGAGACAAGCUUGCGGAACAAAGUACAAGAGCUGUACAAUUUGACAGAGUCCUUCACGCAUCUGAAGCGGGACAACGAGACCACAAAAUCCAUACUCAACAGCACAAAAGAUGUUCUCUUCAAGACAGAAGCCGUUGUGAGCAAUACAAAGGAAAAUCUGGAGGACGAGACAGCACUCCGGAAGGCACACCAAGAGACGGAGGGCCGACUAAAAAGUGUCGGCAAUCAGCUUCUAUCUGUGGUUAGCCGAUCUGUUACUGAUCUGGACGCGGUCCACUCCAAGCUACGACGAAGAUCACAGCUGCAUAACGAGAAUCGACAGCUAUGGCAAAGCUCGACAGAAAGUGUCACAGGCAUGACAUCUGCCAUCGAGGACCGACUCGAAGUCUUCCAGAGCGAACAUCAAGAGCUCGUCACGAAAUCUACCAGCCGGUUACAGAAGUUUCUUGACGAUGAACGCGCAAAGGUCGAGGCUUGCAAGGACAUGGUCUCCACAAAGGUCGCAGACAUGCAGAGAACCAAGUCAGCCGUCGAAUCUCAGUCUGCGUCGUCCAAGGACGACAUGCACAACGUGCUGGAGGAGAUCAAGGUGCUACGAGAUGAAGUGAAGGACCGCGUUGGCGAAGGACUGAAAGGCUUGAACAAUGCUGCAGCUAAGAUCUCCGGUGAAGUCAUCGAGGAGCUGGAGCAGUUCCACACGCAGCUUCACACUUCGUACAGCUCGCUCGGCAAGGACUUCAAGACUCUCUUCGAAGACAUGACUACUCGGCUUGCCAGUCAGCGUGAAGAGAAUGAUCGUUUACGCACGGCGUUGCAGGAAGCCCACCAUCGCAACAUCGAGUCACAACGAGCCGCGACUGCACAGCUUGAGGCUUCACUCGAAGAAGAACGCCGCGCAUCCGAGCAGUCUAGACAAACAUUGAAGGACCAGAUUUGUGGUCUCAUCGAUGCAUCAGCAGUGAGGCAAGAUGAGCGGAUAGCCAGCACUUUGAGUCGAACACAGCGGUCACUAGGCCAGGCUUCCAACACACUCGAGCUGGCUGAGAAGGAGUAUGCUGAGGGAAUGAACGAAUGGCUGCAACGUGAGCAAGCUCUUCUCGACAAGGUGACUGGCUCGAGGGAUGAACUGAAGGGCAGGAUGAAGAAGGACUGGACUGCCAUUGGCGCAAAGAACACAGCCAUCCAAGUCUCAACUAAAGCCGUCCACGGCGAAGCAGUCAAGAUCGUCGACGCGCAAAUCGCCGAAAUGACCGUGCAGAUGUCCGCUCUCGACGAAUUCGUCACACGGGCACGCACCCAAAACGAGCAAUCCCACCAGCAACACCUCGACAGCAUGCGGCAAUAUCACACCGAAGUCACACAACUCCAGUCCGAUGUCACCUCCUCCAUCGAACAACGUACUAGCGGCCUCCAAACAUACCACGCCGAGACCAUAGCCAACACCACCUCCCUCUCCGAAACAGUCACCACAUUCAGCGCCGAAGCCGAGGAAGCCCUCAAAACCAUGCGCACGCACGUCCAGGAAACCUCUUUGACCGACUACACACCCACGGGCCAGACACCUCAAAAACGCGACUGGUCCUACCCAAAAGAGCUUCCCUCAACCGCACCACACACCACCGUCAUCGCCCGUUCGCGUGGACUCCCUGACCCCAUCGUACCCGAGUCGAAAACACCUGGCCGGUCGCCUAGAAAGUCACCGCGCAAGGCAUCGCCCACUAAGCUGACACGCAGCAGCCCUACAAAGGGCAAGGUCUACACUGACGCCGCAGAUGGGGAGUUGACACGAGCGAUAAGUUUGGAGAAUAUGACGGAGCCGAUUGGUCUUAAGGAGAUCAAUAUGAACAUUGUCGCGGGAGUGGAAGAGGGAAGCAAGACGAUCAGCUUCAGUAAGAGUAUUGGGCCCGGAGGAGGGCAAGCUCCAGUGCUGAAGAAGGCGAAGAUCACUAGGAGUCGGACUGCGGCGGAGAGGGGGAAUCGUACGGUGGGUGUGACUGGGGGCGAGUGGUUGGGACGGUCGUAUUCGUGA
Molecule: messenger RNA, 3360 nt
Organism: Cyphellophora attinorum
Lineage: Eukaryota; Fungi; Ascomycota; Eurotiomycetes; Chaetothyriales; Cyphellophoraceae
Product: Kinesin-like protein bimC
Exons: 2
Coding region: 1-3360 (1119 amino acids)
Biological process (GO): microtubule-based movement; mitotic spindle assembly
Cellular component (GO): spindle microtubule; nucleus
Molecular function (GO): ATP binding; microtubule binding; plus-end-directed microtubule motor activity
Source: RefSeq, a predicted model, not a curated record